AUGGCCACUAGAAACAGGACAGAAGUAACUGAAUUUGUCUUAUUGGGCCUGUCCAGCUGGCCAGAGAUGCAGCCAGUUAUUUUUGGGAUUUUCCUUGCCAUGUACCUGGUAGCACUUCUGGGCAAUGCCCUAUUAGUAAUUGUUGCCCUCACAGACCCCAAGCUUCAGACACCAAUGUAUUUCCUGUUCAGUCAGCUUUCCUCUAUUGAUAUGUUUCUGACAACCAUCACUGUUCCCCCACAGCACACACUGUCUGUAAACAGAACCAUCUCCUUUGAUUGCUGCAUGAUCCAGCUGUUCUUUUUUAUGGCUGUGGGCAGCAUGGAAGGUCACUUGCUGGCUGCCAUGGCCUAUGACUGCUAUGUUGCCAUCUGUGACCCCUUAAGAUACUCUGCCAUCAUCAGCCAUCACCUCUGUCUACGCAUAACCUUGACCUCAUGGGUGGUCAUCACUAACAACCUCCUUUAUAGUGUGUUGGUCACCCGCUUACCUUUUUGUGACAACCAAGUCACCCACUUCUUCUGUGACAUCACACCCUUGCUGAAGUUCUCCUGCACCCAACCAGUGGUCAAUGAAAUGCUAAUAUGUACUGAGGGUGUAGCUGUGGUGGUCAGCCCCUUCUUCUUCAUUUUAGGCUCCCAUGCCUGCAUUGGCGUUGCCAUAGCCCACAUGCACUCAGUUGCUGCCCUGUGCAAAGCCCUGUCCACAUGUAGCUCCCACAUUCUGGUUGUGCUGCUCCUGUAUGGCUCUGUGAUCGGCAUGUACCUCCGGCCAUCUUCCAGCUAUGACUUGGACCAGGAUCGCCAAGUUGCCGUCUUUUACACAGUAGUUACCCCUAUGCUAAACCCACUGAUCUAUAGCUUGAGGAACCAGGAAGUUAAGAGAGCUCUGCGAAGGCUUUUCAGGAAACUCUGCAUCUCAGGAAACUUCCAACGUGGUUCCUAG
Messenger RNA from Neomonachus schauinslandi (Hawaiian monk seal), 945 nucleotides. RefSeq names its product olfactory receptor 50-like. Lineage: Eukaryota; Metazoa; Chordata; Mammalia; Carnivora; Phocidae. Gene Ontology annotation, biological process: G protein-coupled receptor signaling pathway. Gene Ontology annotation, molecular function: olfactory receptor activity; G protein-coupled receptor activity. The record is from RefSeq and is a predicted model, not a curated record. Gene Ontology annotation, cellular component: membrane.